AGUCACACCACAUUAUCGCGGGUAGACAGACUGCUUUUAUAUUAAAUAAUUAAGACGUAUUUAUAUAGCCAUGUUUUGAUUAUUCAAAAGUAUUAAGUGAUAUUAUGGGUGCAUUAGAUUGUGUUGCCAGUAACAAAAUUUCAUCAUCUAGUACUGAAGUGUUUACAGAUACGAUGAAUUCACAGACUUCGUUGGAUAAAGAUCAAAAAGAACAGGGAGGCCAGUUAAGCGACAGGAGAUGCGGUAUCCCCUCCAUCUGGUGGACGCUUGCUGUCGAUAUUCCACUUCUAUUAAUCGUGUGUCUAAUAGUGGGGCUGUUUGAGCUAGGCGUCAUCCCGCAUCAUAAAAACGGCUUUUUCUGCAAUGACCCAGCUCUAUCGUUCCAGUUUACGGGAGACACUGUCUCCUUUGCAGUCAUCGUUUCUUCUAUUAUUUUUCCUCCGUUUGUUUUGAUAUUCAUCACUGAGUAUGUGUUCCACAAGUCAACGUAUAGCACGCAAACAAAACUUCGUCACGUUGCGAGAAAUACAUUAUAUAUGUACAGAAGUUAUUCAUACGGAUUGUUCUUUAAUCUGGGUAUAGUGGAGGUGAUGAAAGGGUUGAGUGGCAGCCCUCGACCCACAUUUUUUGACAUCUGCGAACCGGAUACCGCAAAAACUUGUAAUGGAUCAGAGUACGUUGCAACAUUCCAAUGUACAUCAAAGAAGUAUUCAGCUUGGUAUCAAACGGAUUCUUACCACAGUUUUCCUUCAGGACACACAUCGCUCGCUAUCUAUUGUGGACUAUUUAUGGCGUGGUACUUACAAAAACGCGCAUUUGACUGGCGUCACCGCACUGUAUUCUUCGUGCCUGUACUGCAGAUGACUUGUAUUGCAUAUGCCGCCAUUUGCUCACUCACCAGGAUCACUGACCACAGGCAUCACUGGUGGGACGUGCUUACGGGAGCCGUUAUAGGUGUAGCCUCAUUGUAUUAUACGGUGAUUGUUUUGUGCAAAAACUUCAAAACUUCGAAUUUGGAAGACAAAGCCAUGACCGAAAGUCAGAAUACAGUGCAGACUGCUUUAUUUGUUUGAGAUUUUAACUCAUUUUGGAACAUUAACAGGACGAAGAAUCUGACGACCUCAACUUCGUGGUUUCAAUUAAGCGUUGCAUUUAGUUAAAUAUAAUUUAUGUAAUGUACGUGUUAUUUUUAAAUAAUAGUUUUUCGGGAUAAUAUGUACCUAAAUAGUUGCUUACUAGCUUUUGUUAGUAGAAUAAAAUCUGCGUUUUUGUUACUAGAAUGCAGAGUGGAUAUAUUUUGACAGUAAUAAUAUUAAGACAUGUAAAUUUUAUUCCUUAGUACGUUGUUUUUAGUUGAUUUGUUUGCACACACACUUAGUAUUUAAUUUUUUAGUUGUUUCCUUACUAGGGUUGCCUGGAAGAGACUGUUUCAUCCCUAAUAAUUUGCGUUAUUUGUUUUUAUUAUAAUGUAACGAAGUUUAAAUAAAUCAAAUAUAAUGUAACGAUAUUUAAAUAAUCAAACUUGUAAAUUUACUGUGACAGCACAAAUUAGUCCAUUUAUAAACAGUGAUGAAUUGGUAUUUCAGCUAUUAAUAUUAAUUAUUUCUGUAGAUGUAAGAUGACUGUAAAUAAAAAUGU
This is a messenger RNA of Pieris rapae (cabbage white), 1638 nucleotides long. RefSeq names its product phospholipid phosphatase 2. The transcript is spliced from 7 exons. Gene Ontology annotation, biological process: signal transduction; phospholipid dephosphorylation; phospholipid metabolic process. The coding region runs from base 105 to 1073 and encodes 322 amino acids. NCBI's taxonomy places the organism in Eukaryota, Metazoa, Arthropoda, Insecta, Lepidoptera, Pieridae. The record is from RefSeq and is a predicted model, not a curated record. Gene Ontology annotation, molecular function: phosphatidate phosphatase activity.